AUGACUGAGAAAAAGCAUUUCGAGGUUCCAAAGACAUUCAAGGGCUUCGCCAUGAAGGGCAUCGGCAACGUUGGCUGGAUCGAAAAGCCAAUUCCAGAAUGCGGCCCACUUGAUGCUCUUGUUCGCCCACUUGCUCUUGCUCCAUGCACAUCAGAUAUCCAUACAGUUUGGGCUGGUGCUAUCGGCGACCGCCACGAUAUGGUUCUCGGUCACGAAGCUGUCGGCCAAAUCAUCAAGGUCGGCUCCCUCGUUAAGGAGCUCAAGGUUGGUGACAAGGUCAUUGUCCCAGCCAUUACACCAGAUUGGGGUGACUCCCUUUCCCAGGCAGGCCAUCCAAUGCACUCCGGCGGAAUGCUCGGUGGCUGGAAGUUCUCCAACUUCAAGGAUGGUGUCUUCGGUGAAGUCUUCCACGUCAACGAAGCCGAUGCUAACCUUGCCAAGCUUCCAGAAGGCCUUACACCACGUCAGUGCGUUAUGUGCUCUGAUAUGAUGACAACAGGCUUCCACGGCGCUGAACUCGCUGGCAUCAAGCUCGGCGAAACAGUCUGCGUCAUCGGUAUCGGCCCAGUCGGUCUCAUGUCCGUUCGCGGUGCUGCUCUCAUGGGUGCUUCCCGCAUCAUCGCUGUCGGCUCUCGCCCACACUGCUGCGACAUCGCUAUCCAGUACGGCGCUACAGACAUCGUCAACUACAGAAACGGCGACAUCGUUGAGCAAGUUCUCAAGAUGACAGACGGAAAGGGUGUUGACAAGGUCAUCAUCGCUGGUGGUGACAACCACACAUUCGCUCAGGCCGUCAAGAUGAUGAAGCCAGGUGGCAUCAUCGGCAACGUCAACUACCUCGGCGAAGGCGAGAACAUCGAUGUUCCACGUGUCGAAUGGGGUGUCGGUAUGGGCCACAAGUUCAUCCAUGGUGGUCUCACACCAGGUGGCCGCCUUCGUAUGGAGAAGAUGGGCAACCUAAUCAAAUACGGCCGUGUCGACCCAACAAAGCUUAUCACACACGAAUUCAAGGGAUUCGAGCAUGUCGAGGAUGCUCUCAUGCUCAUGAAGGAUAAGCCAGCUGAUCUCAUCAAGCCAGUCGUUCUUAUCAAAUGGAAUGAUGACCUCGAGUAA
This is a messenger RNA of Trichomonas vaginalis G3, 1113 nucleotides long. RefSeq names its product dehydrogenase 1-related family. Bases 1 to 1113 code for a protein of 370 amino acids. NCBI's taxonomy places the organism in Eukaryota, Parabasalia, Trichomonadida, Trichomonadidae. The record is from RefSeq and is a predicted model, not a curated record. Gene Ontology annotation, molecular function: zinc ion binding; oxidoreductase activity. The transcript has a single exon.